Molecule: messenger RNA, 1032 nt
Organism: Naegleria gruberi
Lineage: Eukaryota; Heterolobosea; Eutetramitea; Acrasida; Naegleriidae
Exons: 2
Coding region: 1-1032 (343 amino acids)
Source: RefSeq, a predicted model, not a curated record
AUGACAAAGGGAGGUCAACUUGGAUUUGCUUUGAUAUGUUUGUUUUCAUUGUGUCUAUUGUUGCAUGUUGAGCAUGUUUGGAUGUCUCGUCCUAAUUGUGCCUCAACAAUCAGCACGACCAGUGCCAAAACAAGUGAUUCAUUUAAGAAGAACACUCUCCAAAUGCAUGCAACUGAAGAAGAAGAUUUUGAAAUGAUGCAUGCAGUUACUGUCUUGGGCAGAGGGGGUGGUCGUGGUGGCAGAGGUGGCAGAGGUGGCCGUAAGGGAGGUAGAGGUGGAUCUGCAGGUCGUGGAGGUAGAGGAGGUAGAGGAGGUCGUGGAGGCAGAGGUGGAAAAGGUGGAAAAGGUGGACGUGGAGGUAAAGGUGGUAAAGGUCGUGGACGUGGUGGAAGAGCUGGAAAAUCAGGUAAAGGUGCAAAAGGUUCUAAAGGAGCCAAAUCAUCUACUGCCAAGUCAACCAAAGCCAGCAAAGCCCAAGGAAGAAGAUCUAAAACAUCCGUUUCAGCUUCUCGUUUGGGAACAGCAACUGGAUUCACCUCCAUCUCCUCUAUCAGUCAAGUUAAAGAGCAAAAGGAGACCAGUAGAACUGGAACUAAAUCAGAAUCAGGAGGUUUACGUUUCUCUAAUGCUGCAUUGUUGACAGCAUUGAAUUCUCCUGCACUAUUUAAUGGUAUUCUUGGACCUACUUCAUUGGAUUUACCACAAGUUCAAUUCACAUCAUAUUCUAAUACAACAUGUGUUGCAUGUCAAGUUGAAUGUAAAAAGAAGUGGAAUGGUUUGGGACAUAGAUCUCUCUUUACAACAUGCAAACAUGAAUUUUUCUAUUAUGGAUGUGAGAAGGCAACACCAUGUUUGAGAACUAAUAGUGCAACCACAAAAGAAACAGAAUCGAUGAUUGCCAUCUGUCUACACAGAAAUGAAUGCACAUUGGAACCAAGUAUUACUUUGGAAUAUUCUCAAAGAUACAAGAAUAGUGCUCUUUCAAAGAUGAUUGCAGAUAUUGCAACUUCCAAUCAAGAUCCAAGAAAUUAA